AUGCAGAUUUUAAUAUUUGCACUAUGCACAGCUUUGUGCUCCCCGGUGCUCGCUCAACCGUAUACCUCUGAAAUCACAUGGAUUUCAGCCACAACAACAUCCACUGAAAGUUUAUGGCCAACCUCGGAGCCAACUGAGGUAGCCCACCUCUACGGGAAACGCGGAUAUCGUGACAUCCUCCAAGCUAGAGACACCACUGCGACAACCGAUGAGGCUACAUCCAGAACCGAUGAAGCCGAUUCCACAACCGAUACCCCAUCAGAAACAACCUCCGCGGAGAGAAGCUCAUCAGAGAUAACUGUAUCGGAAACAACCUCAGCAGAGACAACUUCAGAGACAACCAAAUCUGAGACAACCACUUCAACAACGGAGUCUACGACCGCGAGCCCCACAUCUGAAACUACCACCGAGACCCCCUCAACAUCUCCAACCCCCACAUCUACCACUGAGACUCCAAGCAGCUCCUCAUUGACGUCGAGUACCCCAACGACAGUCAGCACCUCUACAACAACAAGUAGUACAAGUCCAACUUCGACGGGCAAAUCCGCAGCAGAGCUUGCCGAAUGGAACCGAAAGGGUAACAUAGCAGCAAUUGUAUUUGGCUGCUGUUUUAUCUCGUUCUUCCUCAUCGUCUGCAUAGUAUACUAUUUAUCUAGCAGAGCGAAGGCACGACGCAUCGCGGCUAGCAAGCUGUCAAGUUCCAAUGAUUCGUACUCGAAGAUACCCCUUGUGGCCAUAAACGUGGAUUCGCCUAGUGAGCCUGAGGUGAACCGCUCCUCACCGAUGCCCAACAACAAUCCGCAGACCGAAUAUUAUCCUACAGGGGGCUCCCCAUCGGUGUCGAAUUAUUCCGCUCCAUCAGGGUCGAAUUACAGCCACGCCCAUUCCAUGCCAUCUCCGAUGACGCCGGAUCAAGCAUCUCAUAGGGAUUAUUCAUUGCGAGGACAAAAUAAUGAGCAGUGGAAUACACGUAUAGUCUGA
Penicillium vulpinum is the source of this 981-nucleotide messenger RNA. RefSeq lists its product as uncharacterized. NCBI's taxonomy places the organism in Eukaryota, Fungi, Ascomycota, Eurotiomycetes, Eurotiales, Aspergillaceae. The record is from RefSeq and is a predicted model, not a curated record. Bases 1 to 981 code for a protein of 326 amino acids. The transcript is spliced from 2 exons.